This is a messenger RNA of Anguilla rostrata (American eel), 4329 nucleotides long. It is a transcript of the gene foxn4, whose product is annotated as forkhead box N4. Gene Ontology annotation, molecular function: DNA-binding transcription factor activity, RNA polymerase II-specific; transcription cis-regulatory region binding. The transcript has 10 exons. Bases 1397 to 2998 code for a protein of 533 amino acids. Gene Ontology annotation, biological process: regulation of transcription by RNA polymerase II. Lineage: Eukaryota; Metazoa; Chordata; Actinopteri; Anguilliformes; Anguillidae. The record is from RefSeq and is a predicted model, not a curated record.
GCAUCAGAAUCAGAACUGCCCUCGCGCCCAGAUGACUUAGCCCAUUUAACAUUCGAAGCAAUUGUGCCAGAAAAGUUCAGCAAAUGUUCCCGAAAACGCGAACGUUCAUUGGUAAUGUUUUGGGAUGGAGUUGGUAUGACUUGUAGCACCUCUGUAGCCUCCCAAAUUGAGCUGAUAGCUUCAUCUGCCCCCUCCAACCCCCAACGCGCCUUCCGAGCCACCUUUCCCGCUACUGCUCCCGGCAAGAGGCGCGGGCGCAGCGGCGGGGAAAGAAAUUCUCAGCAAGCACCAACGGCUUUAUUCUCAGCCAUUCAUUCCUGACUAGGAGCCGAAAGGCACGCGAGCGAAGAAACUACUCUGCCUUGAAGGAGUUCUAUUAGGGAUUUGCACGGGACUCGUUACAUUAAAGAGAAGAACAGAAACUACAUUUGAACAUUAUUAAUUUAGUUAAAUACGUUAGCUAACCGCUGGAAGUCUUGCAAAAUAUAAUAGAGAGGUGCUGAUCAGCAGCGUAAAUAUUCAGUUAGUCGCUGUUCAUUUAACUAACUUUGAUGGACAGCUAACUUAUUAUUUGGAUUUUCAUUACUGUAGCUGGCUUCUGUUGAAAUAUUACAUGGUGCUUAGUUAGCUUCCCUCGUUAACCAUCUUAUUUUUAGAGUCUUUAAAAUGCAUGCCUAACUAUUUACUUUGUUAGCCAGCAUGCUAAUUGGUGAUCAACUAACUUAGUGCACUUGUGCAAUACAUUCAUCAUUAUUUUGAUAACUUGGAUAAUAACGUCAACAUGCCAACCAAAACAAACACCUGACACAAAACUGCUCAUUUGUGAAUGACGAGCAACUUUUAAAAAGUUAAUUCAAUACUUGUUCGCUUGUUAUCAACGAUUUACGUAAGCUGUCAGUCUGUCAGAAAUGGCUAACUAAUUAUAUUUUCAUUUUGCGAGUUAAUUCUAGUCAUCCGCUUUUAGCUACAAUACGAGAUCUAUAAGAGAUCAGUAAUGCCGAUAGUCGGCUUGUAGCCAAGAUUUUGGAGUGUAACUAGCUAGCUAACUUUAAUGUACCGGUUUCAUCUGAACAGAAUAACGCGUCCAAUUCGGUCAACUACCAAAACAGGAGUUGUUAAAGGGAAAUCGAGCAACUAGUCUCCUAACAUUAGCUAGAUCGAUACAGGGCACUUGCAGGCUUGAUGAUGUCUUAAAGGUUAUUAUCCGCUGAAUCGGACAAGUCUUUGUGACCCUGCCCACCGAACAGCAAGGACGGAGCACUGCGCAUGACAGAGACUGCUGGACAGCGCCAAAGAGGGAAAUUUAAAAACGGUCUGGAGAACAAGUGCGCAGUCAAAAUACCCUACGCAGACGCACUAUCAGACCAUCCCAACUACGGCUUACACAAGACAGGAAAUGAUAGAAAGUGGAAUUACUUCCAGGAUGUCAGAAAUUCUUGGAAAUUCAGGACAAAGUCACCACCCAUCACCUCAAGACUACAGGCUGCUGACCACAGACCCGUCCCAGCUGAAUGAGGACGACCUCCCGGGGGACCUGCAGUCCCUGUCCUGGCUCACGUCCGUGGACGUGCCCCGGCUGCAGCAGAUGACCACGGCGGGGCGGCUGGACUUCAGUGUGGCCGCGCAGGGCAACCUGCUGGAGCAGCAGACAGCCCAGCUUAACAACAUGAACGUGUCCAGUGGACAGGCGACCAUGAUCCACCUUCAGAGCAACAUGCAGAACAGCAUUCUGGGAAUGAGCGGCAUCAGCGGCCACAGCGGAAACAUGUCGUCGUACUCCCUGAACGGACAGCCCUCCCCGGGGUUCCAGUCCCAUCCGUCCGUCUACCAGCCGUCUCCACAGCAAGUCUUCACCCUUGCGCAGACUGGCCAGCAGUGUUCUGCCGCAGGCCUCUACAGCAGUACCUCCUACAGUAACCAGGGCCCUUUCAACCAGCCUCGACUCGCCCCACACAGCAACCAAGACCUGCAGCCAAAGUCCUUUCCCAAGCCCAUCUACUCCUACAGUUGCCUGAUUGCUAUGGCCCUAAAGAACAGCAAGACGGGCAGUCUCCCCGUCAGCGAGAUCUACAGCUUUAUGAAGGAACACUUCCCCUACUUCAAGACGGCACCAGACGGCUGGAAGAACUCGGUUCGGCACAACCUGUCGCUGAACAAGUGCUUCGAGAAGGUGGAGAACAAGCUGAGCGGCUCCUCCCGCAAGGGCUGCCUUUGGGCCCUGAACCCCGCCAAGAUCGACAAGAUGGAGGAGGAGAUGCAGAAGUGGAAGCGCAAGGACUUACCGGCCAUCCGCCGGAGCAUGGCUAACCCAGACGAGCUGGACAAGCUGAUCACGGACCGACCCGAGAGCUGCAGACGGAAGCCGUGUGACCCCGGGGUGACCCGGCUCCCCAGCGGCCCGACCGGCGGCCUGACCCUGCCGGCCCAGCUGCAGCCCCAGCCCGUCAUGACCCUGUCCCUGCAGUGCCUCCCCCUGCACCAGCACCAGCACCACCACCAGCACCAGCACCAGCAGCACCAGCACCAGCUCCAGGCCCAAACCAGGCUGGCCCCCGGGUCCCCCGCCCCGGCCCAGACGCCCCCGCUCCACACGGUCCCCGACCUCUCCCACAGCCCCCUCGCCCAGCACCCCGGCAAGCCCCCCCACGAGUUCUACAGCCUGCACAGCGACGUCACCGCAGAGGUCGACACGCUGGAUCCCAGCAUCAUGGACUUCGCAUUACAAGGGAACCUGUGGGAGGAGAUGAAGGACGAGAGCUUCAACCUGGAGACGCUGGGCGCCUUCAGCAACUCGCCGCUGCGGCUGUCCGACUGCGAUCUGGGCGGGGGGGCGGGCGCGGGGGCCGGGGGGGGCCUGGCGGGGGCGUCCGGCGGCAGCGGGCUGUCCUUCUCGGACCUGCAGGUGACGGGUCUGUACGCGGCGUACAGCGGGCUGGACAGUGUCUCCGCCCAGUACAUGGGCCCGCAGGGAGGCAGCAAGCCCAUCGCCCUGCUCUAACAAAGCACCCAUCGCCCUGCUCGAACACAGCACCCAUCGCCCUGCUCGAACGCAGCACCCAUCGCCCUGCUCGAACACAGCACCCAUCGCCCUGCUCUAUCACUGCCCCCGGGGGGCGAGGGGCGUGCAGGAGCGAACAGGAGAGAGGAGCAGACAGGAGCGAACAGGAGCUGGAGUGCCAAGGAGCAAGGAGCACACAGGAGUGUGCAGGAGAAAGGAGAGAGGAGCAGACAGAAAGGAGGAGCGGACAGGAGCAAGGAGCACACAGGAGGGAGCAGCUUUACUGAAAUAAACCCGAUGUAACAAAGCAAAGAAAUUUUUUUUUUAAGUCACUUUUCCACAUUGGUACAACUUCUAGAUCCCACUUCUGGAACCAAAUGCUCAACUUCCAGCGGUUAAAAAAAAUCAUAAUAAUUUUGGAGCCCUCGCCCCCAUCCACCACCCCCCCCCAUCCCCCAAAAUUAAAUCAUGUCUCAUUCAGUGGUCCCAGUGGCAGUAACUGAGGACAUUUCUUCAAACUGGUCCCUUUGUUUCCGAGAGGAAUGUGGCUAUUCCCAAAACAUUUUUUAUUCACAUCAAGAUAACACCACAGCGAAAACCAGCAACGACGGAAAAAUAUCGAAUCAGCCCUUCACAGCCGAGAGUACGCAACACGUCAAAUAAAAAAGGCUUUUGUGUGGAAUAAAUUUGGGGCCUGCGGCUCCUGUUAGGAGCGCUAUACGUCAUACUUAUGGAUGCUGACGAUCGAACUUUGCCAAGCAAAGAGAACUUCAGAGGACCUACAACCAAAACUGGGGGGGUGGGUCGCUGUCAUGGCAUUCUACGUGAACAUACUCGACUGUGUAAAUACAAACUCUUGUGAACAAGGCACCGGCGUCCCGGUCGAGCGGGAGAAAUACUUUUGUUUCCUUUACCUCCGGUCAACGUUAGCCUAACAACUGUAGUUUCAGAGACCCGUGUUUUACUGUAUUUGUGCUAGGCAGUAUUACUGUGUUGUAUAUGUUUUUUUAAUUUAUAUUUAUAAAUGUACGAGAGGCAUCGUUUUUAAAGCACGGUUUACAGUCCCCUGCAGGUGCGACAUCCCUCCUUGGAACAGGAGGAAAAAAAAAAAUAAAGAAAAAAGAAAAUAUAAAUCAUAAAUUAAUUUACUUCACUUUUAACCCAUCCAGACUUGCCAAUAUCAUUGAUUGAAAAGUACAGUGUCACUUACCGAUUUUAAUUUUUAGCCAGAUUGCUAAUGCCAUGUAAGAAUUCAAAGACCCCAACGGUAUUUUGGAUCUUCUAUGAUUCAUAUUGGUGUCAUAAUUAAAACUACCUGCGUUGCACCUUGA